Oldenlandia corymbosa var. corymbosa is the source of this 4197-nucleotide messenger RNA. The record is from the annotation of a GenBank genome assembly. NCBI's taxonomy places the organism in Eukaryota, Viridiplantae, Streptophyta, Magnoliopsida, Gentianales, Rubiaceae.
CUUUACUCUAAUAAUAUCAUCAUACACACAGACACACAGUGGUAAAGAAAAAAAAAAAAGAAAAAGAAAGAGAAGAACAAAAACAAAAACAGCCCACUGUGGUGUUUGGUGUUUUUUUUUGCCCUUUCUCUCUUCCAUCUCUCUUCUUUCCUCUUUGCUUUCAUUUUCUCUUUCUAUCUCUCUCAUCUUUCUCUUUUUACUUUCUCUCUCUUCACUCUGUUCACAAAACAAAGCAGCAGAAAAGUGACCCCCAAAGAUUAGGGCUAGGGUUUUUAUCUUCACGCUCAGCUUGAAAAGGGAAGAGACCCCUCUCUCUCUUGCUCCCAAAUCAACUUGGGGAAGAGAGAAGAAUUACACAAGUUAGGGCUUUUUUUUUGGAAGACCCUUUUUCUCUCUUGGGGUGGGGGUUUACAGUAAUGGGUCGUCGUUCUUCUGUGAUAAAAUGGUACCAUUUGAAGCUCUUGAUUCUCAUCUGGCUCUGCUUUAUUCCUUCCAAAGAUGCGGUUUUUGGGUCAGAUUUGGACAAAUCAGCUCUCCUGGACUUCAAAGCCUCUGUUUUGGACUCCUCUGGAGUGCUCUCCAGCUGGGAUUCCACCGCGCGUCCUGAUCACUGCUCUUGGUUUGGUGUCGCCUGUGACGCUACUUCUCGUGUUGUGGCCUUGAAUAUCAGCGGUGGAGGUAAUUCGGGUUCUCUCUCUUGUGCUAGAAUUUCUCAAUUUCCGCUGUAUGGGUUUGGGAUUAGAAGGGCUUGUUCAGAUAGUAAUGUUAAGAUUUCGGGUAAAUUGCCGUCUUCUGUUUCGAAACUCUCUGAGCUUCGGUAUUUAUCGCUGCCUUUCAAUAAUUUGAGUGGUGUAAUUCCUGCUGACAUUUGGGGGAUGGAAAAGCUGGAAGUUCUUGACCUUGAAGGGAAUUUCUUGUCUGGGUUGUUGCCACGUGACUUUGGUGGUUCGAGGAACUUAAGGGUCCUCAAUUUGGGGUUCAAUGGGAUAGGAGGGGAGAUUCCAGACUCGCUUUCCAACUGUUCGAGUCUGCAGAUACUGAACCUAGCUGGAAAUGGUUUUAAUGGAACUAUGCCAAGUUUUAUUGGAGGGUUUAAAGAUCUGAGAGGGCUUUACCUGUCAUUUAAUCAGCUUAGUGGGGCGAUUCCAGAGGAUAUUGGGCUUUGCUCAAAGCUUGAGCGUAUAGAAUUGGCGGGUAAUGUACUAACUGGAGCUAUACCUAAAAGUUUGGGGAAUUGUAGAGGGCUGAGGUCGCUAGUUUUAUAUUCAAAUAUGUUGGAGGAGGUCAUUCCAGCAGAUCUUGGUCAGUUACAGCAGCUUGAGAUUUUGGAUGUUUCAAGGAACAGUUUGAGUGGGAAAAUUCCAUCCGAACUUGGGAACUGUCCCAAUUUAUCCAUUCUUGUGUUGUCUAACUUGUGGGAUCCUUUGCCCAACAUUUCAAGAACAGAAGGGGAGGGAUUAUCCGGCAAUCUAGCUGUCUCCAAUGAGGAGUUUAAUUUCUACGAGGGCACUGUUCCACCUGAAAUCACCGCUCUUCCGAGCUUGAGGAUGCUGUGGGUGCCUCGGGCAACUCUUGAUGGUUCUUUGCCUACUAAUUGGAGCAGCUGUAACAGCUUGGAGAUGGUGAAUUUGGCUCAAAAUUAUUACACUGGAGAGAUUACUGACGGAUUUAGCAACUGCAAGAACCUCCAUUUUCUUGACUUGAGUGGGAAUAGGCUGACUGGGAAACUUGCUGAGAAACUUCCAGUUCCUUGCUGGAGUGUAUUUGAUGUCAGCAGGAAUUCCUUAUCUGGCCCUAUUCCAAAGUUCUACAACAUUAGUUGUGCAAAUGUUCCUUCUCUGGACCGGGGCACCACAGAGCCAGCAUCUGCAUACUUGUCUUUUUUUGAUGAGAGAAGCCAAGCUGAAUUUCCUUUUGAGUUGUUUGUUGAUAAUGGCGGAUCUUCUGUACUUCACAAUUUCGGCAACAACAACUUCACAGGUACUUUGGAAUCAAUGCCUAUUGCACCCGAUAGAUUGCAAGGGAAUACUAUUUAUGCAUUUUUGGCUGGUAAUAACAAGCUUUCUGGGCAAUUUCCAUGGAGUUUGUUUGAGAUAUGUGGUUCACUGAGUGGUAUGAUUGUAAAUGUUAGCAAUAAUGGUUUUGUGGGUCAAAUUCCUGCUGAUUUUGGCACAGCCUGCCGGUCUCUGAGACUCUUGGAUGCCUCUGGGAAUCAGAUUGGUGGGAUAAUUCCUUCCAGUAUCGGAAUACUAGCUUCAGCAGUCUGCCUUAAUCUGAGCUGGAACUUUCUUCAAGGUCCCAUUCCAAACAGUCUGGGUCAGUUAAAGAAUCUAAAGUUUCUUUCCCUUGCUGGCAAUAACUUGACUGGUCCGAUACCUACAAGUUUGGGGCAGUUGCAGUACCUGCAAGUGUUUGAACUGUCAUCAAAUUCUCUCACUGGGGAGAUUCCCAAGGACCUCGCAUAUUUGAGGAAUUUAACUGUUCUUCUUCUGAACAACAACAAACUAUCUGGACAGAUCCCUCCUGAAUUAGCCAAUGUGACUACUCUUUCAUUAUUUAAUGUGUCCUUUAAUAACCUGUCGGGACCACUGCCUGGGAAUGAAAACUUGAUGAAGUGUAGCAGUGUCAUUGGAAACCCUCUCCUUCAUUCCUGCCAUAUGUUUUCUUUAACAGCUCCAUCUGCCGAUCAGCAAGGAAGAGUUGGGGAUCCACAAAGUUAUGCUGCUUCUCCAUCAGGAACUCCUGUUCAGAGAAGUAGCAAUAAUGGUUUCAACUCAAUUGAGAUAGCAUCUGUAGCUUCUGCUGCAGCCAUUGUGGCAGUUCUCAUUGCUCUGAUCAUCCUUUUCUUCUACACGAGAAAAUAUAAUCCGAGGUCUAGAGUUGGGGGAUCUACCAGGAAAGAAGUUACAGUCUUUACUGACAUUGGAGUUCCAUUGACAUUUGAGAAUGUGGUGCGAGCUACUGCAAACUUCAAUGCUAGUAAUUGCAUUGGAAAUGGAGGUUUUGGAGCAACUUACAAGGCUGAGAUCGCCCCAGGAGUCUUAGUGGCCAUUAAGAAGCUUGCAGUGGGCCGUUUCCAAGGUGUUCAACAGUUUGAUGCAGAAAUUAAAACACUAGGGAGACUCCGCCAUCCCAAUCUGGUGACUUUGAUAGGAUAUCAUGCCAGCGAAUUUGAGAUGUUUCUAAUUUACAAUUAUCUGCCUGGUGGAAAUUUGGAAAAGUUUAUUCAAGAAAGAUCUACAAGGGCUGUGGAUUGGAGGGUGUUGCACAAGAUUGCUCUGGACAUAGCCCGCGCACUUGCUUACCUUCAUGAUCAGUGUGUCCCGCGUGUCCUGCAUCGCGAUGUGAAGCCCAGUAACAUCUUGUUGGACGAGGAGUACAAUGCAUAUUUGUCAGAUUUUGGAUUGGCACGGCUGUUGGGAACUUCAGAGACCCAUGCCACAACAGGUGUGGCCGGAACCUUUGGAUAUGUUGCGCCAGAGUACGCAAUGACUUGUCGGGUGUCUGACAAGGCUGAUGUCUACAGUUAUGGUGUCGUGUUGCUGGAGCUAAUUUCGGACAAGAAAGCACUUGACCCCUCGUUUUCUUCUUAUGGUAAUGGUUUCAACAUUGUGGCUUGGGCAUGCAUGCUUUUGAGGCAGGGCCGUGCAAAGGAGUUCUUCACUGCUGGGUUAUGGGACGCCGGUCCUCACGACGAUUUAGUUGAAGUCUUACACUUGGCAGUUGUGUGCACGGUGGACUCCCUUUCCACCAGACCCACAAUGAAGCAAGUUGUAAAACGGCUGAAGCAACUGCAGCCACCUUCUUGUUAGCUAUAGGAGUUGAUGGACAUAUAAUGAUUCAUAGUGAGAGGUGAGCGAUUUGUAAUUGGUGGUCUUUGGCACUGUAGAUCUGCGACAAGGUUCAGAUUUUAAAUGUUAGGCACUUGUAAAUUGUAGUAUAGCUUCUGCCCCCAUUUUUCGAUAUCAAUGUUGCUGGUCGGGGGUUUCACUGAUGAUGGAUCUGCAGAAGAGUGCAGAUAUUUGUUUCUAAGAUUGUAUACAUAUAUCUGAUUUCUGUUUUUCCCCGUGAAAUAAGAUCCAACCAAAAAUUGAAUCAUUCUGCAUCUAUUGUAAUAUGCCCACUCAGCUUUACAUGACCUGCAAAUAUCUGUUCAUGUGGAUGAAUGAUGAUGUUCUCGUUUUGAUUUUCGUUUUU